GCGGCCCUGGCGGCUGGGCGUCGGACUCGUCGGCGUCGGGCGUGUCCGGAGGCAGCCGAGGUCGCGUGGGGGCUGGGGCAGGUGCGGGAAGAGCCGGCCGAGCUGAGGCGUGUCCCGGAGCUUCCGAGGAGCGGAGCCUGAGGCGAGAAGAGAGCGUGCUGGGUUCUCCAGAUUCUGCCUUUCCCCAAGAGAGGGGGAUAGAGGAGGAGGGAAUGACUUCUGGGCUCCUGAUGGCCAGGUCCCUGGAAUCGGUGACGUUCCAGGAUGUGGCUGUGGACUUCACCCAGGAGGAGUGGGGGCACUUGGAGCCGGCUCAGAAGGACCUGUACAGGGAAGUGAUGCUGGAGAACUAUCAGAACUUUGUCUCCCUUGGAGGAAUGCCAGCCCCCAAACCUCCCGUGAUCUCCCAGUUGGAGAGAGGAGAAGCACCAUGGAGAGCAGACAGGGUUUAUUCAGAUUCUGUUAUUUGGAAGACCAUAUUGGAAACAAAGGAGUCAGCUUCAAAGCAGGGCACAUAUAUUGGAGAGUCAUCCAAGGAGAGAUGUUCAAAGACUUACAUCUGGGAUUCCACCCUACCAGGAGAUUGGGAUUCUGGGGUCAGUUUGGAGAGGCAGAAUCAGGAGAUACGGUCCCAACAAGUUUCGGUCAGUCACAGAAUAAUUUCUGAUGAGUUCAGUGUUCCUUCUGCAGGAAGCUUCAAGGUAGGGUCAGUUCUUGUUCCAGAACAGAUUGUUACUAUAGAACAGCAAAGUCAGUCCAAUACUAUUGGAAAGAGCCUCAUACAGUCCUCAGAUGUUAUUAAACAUAAUAAGAUCGCCUUAGGGAAGAAACUUUGUAAGUUUAAAUCCAAGAAGCCUCUCAAUUAUCAUUCAGACCUUUUUCAGUAUCGGAGAAUACAUCCUGGAGAGAAACACCUUAAAUGUAGUCACUGUGGGAAAGCCUUUGGGAGCAGAUCGUGCCUUAUUGCACAUCAGAGAAUCCAUACUGGAGAGAAGCCCUUUGAAUGUACCGAGUGUGGGAAAGCCUACAGGCGUAAGGCACAUCUUACUCAACACCAAAGAAUCCAUACUGGAGAGAAACCCUAUAAGUGUAAUGACUGUGGGAAAGCUUUCAGCAUUGAUUCAUACCUCAUUAAACACCAGAGAAUCCAUACUGGAGAGAAGCCCUAUAAAUGUAGUCAGUGUGGGAAAGUCUUUAGCCAGAAAGGUCACCUUAAUCAGCACCAGAGGAUUCAUACUGGAGAGAAGCCCUAUGAGUGCAAUGAAUGUGGGAAAACCUUUGGUCAGUCUAGACACCUUAGUGAACAUAAACGAACUCAUAGUAAAGAGAAACCCUUUGAAUGUAAUGAAUGUGGGAAACUCUUUAGGCAGCUGAGAAACCUUAGUGAACAUCAGAGGAUUCACACUGGAGAAAAACCCUAUAAAUGUAAUGAAUGUGGGAAGGCCUUCAGCAACAAUUAUGUCCUUAUUCAACAUGAAAGAAUUCAUACAGGAGAGAAACCAUAUAUAUGUAAUGAAUGUGGGAAGGCCUUCAGUCGAGGGACAUACCUUAUGAAACACAAGAGAAUUCACACCGGAGAGAUACCCUAUAAAUGUAAUGACUGUGGGAAAGAAUUCACUGACAAAGCAUCUUUUAUUUACCAUCAGAGAAUUCAUACUGGAGAGAAGCUCCACAAAUGUAUUGAAUGUGGGAAAACUUUCAGCCAAAAAGGAAGUCUUAAAAUGCACAAGAUGAUUCAUACUGGAGAGAAACCAUUUGAAUGUCGUGAAUGUGGGAAAACUUUCAGAAAUGGGGGUCACCUGAGUGUACAUAAAAGAAUUCACACUGGAGAGAAACCAUUUGUAUGUAAUGAGUGUGGAAAAGCUUUCAGAGAUAGUGGAGGCCUUAGUGCUCAUCAGGAAAAACAUGGAGAAAAGCGGUAUACGUGUACUGACUGUGGUAAAACCUUCAGAAACAAGGGAUACUUUCGUGUCCAUCAGAAAACUCAUACUCAGGAGAGACACUAUAAUUGUAAUGAAUGUGGGAAGCACUUCAGUCUAAGGGGCUCCUUUAUCAUUCAUCAGAGAGUCCACACUGGAGAGAAGCCCUACAAAUGUAACAUAUGUGGAAAAGCAUUCAGUUACAAUACAUCCUACAGUAAACAUCUGAGAACUCAUACAGGAGAGAAGCCCUAUAAAUGUAAUGAAUGUGGAAAAGCUUUUACUCAGAGGGACUAUCUCAUUGAGCAUGAGAGAAUCCAUACGGGAGAGAAACCCUUCAAAUGUAAUGAAUGUGGAAGGGCCUUCAGGCAGAAACAGACUUACAAUGCACAUAAGAAAAUUCAUACUAGAGAGAAACCCUUUAAAUAUACUUAACAUGGGAAAGCUUUCAGCUAGAGGAAUCACAGUAAAGAAAGUGAUUUUUAUACCAGUGAGAAUCCCCAUAAACAUAAUAAACAUGAGAAGGUAGCCAUCAUAAACCAUAAGGAAAGCCAAUAAUUCAGAAAUGCACACUCAAAAAAAGCCCUAUGAACAGGAUGAACAUGGACCAAAUCUUAGACAUAUGUUUUGUUUGUCAGAUUAACUGGCUUUAAUAAUAUGGGGAAUUUUUCAUACCCAACUGUCACCUUAAGAAAACGUCAUGUUUUGUCCCAAGGUACAGCAUUUGAUGAUUUGGGACAGAAAAGUGACUCUAAUAAAAAAUAAAACUUUUCCAACCUUUUCUGCUGGAAUACACAUUUUAAAUUGGCAUUACCUAGCAGUUAAGUUGCAUUAAGAGCAGGUUUCAAAAGAACACUAUAUCACAGGAGUUCCAGACCACAGUUUUAGAAAAUCCACAAAAAUAAUAGCAAAAGGGAGAAAUCGGGGCAGCUAGAUGGCGCAGUGGAUAGAGCACCGGCCCUGGAUUCAGGAGUACUGAGUUCAAAUCCGGCCUCAGACAUUUAACACUUACUAGCUGUGUGACCCUGGGCAAGUCACUUAACCCCAAUUGCCUCACCAAAAAAAAAAAAAAAAAAAAUGGGAGAAAUCUAGGAGCUUAGAGCAGAGAAAUAAAACAACAGAUAAAUGACAUAAGAUGAUGUUCUUGCCCAUAGCAGGAGGAUGCGUAAUGGUGAGAGUACCUGUCUUCAUGUUUGUCUCAUAUAUAAAUUAAUUACUCUUGGGCUUGAAGGGGUCCACUUUACCUGUGCUUUCCUGCCCUGACCGGGAGCCUGAACUCAAAUCAUAGAUUGUUAAAGCUGGAAGAUCACUUGAAGAUCACCUGGUUUAACUACCUCUGGUACUAAAAGAUGGACUUGGAGAAUAAGAAGAGGUAUUUGGUUUCUUCCUCCUGCUGCAUGGGAAAGUGAGGUUUCCAGCAAAUGAAGGGGAGACUCACUGGUUGGCUGUCAGUUACUUGACCCUCCAGCAACCCCAGAGUCUUUUCCUGCAGGUACACACCUCAGCCUCACUUGGGAUAUGUUUGGGAACAAUGGACAAAUUUCUGGGAAAGGUGAAACUUGAUAGAAGAAAGUUUAGGUACCACUCCUUUGUGUAUUCUUUGUGUAAUAAAUUUGUUUUUGUGCUUCAUGCCACAUUGAUACUGGCAAGGGAAUUAAAGACACCUAGAUGAGAACCAAAUGAGCCAAAGUGUCACAUUCCCAGGGUAAGCCUUGGGGCAAGACAGGCACCAACAUUACAUGAACAUUCCUUAUUUCAGGUAUAACUUCUAGUCAGGGUCCUGGGUCAGAACUUUGACUUGCUGGAUGAUUCCACAAUUCAAAUAACAGAACUCAUUAGUUUGAUCAGGGUAAAGAUUCUCUGGGUUACCAUUGAUAUGCCUAGUCAUCAACGUGGAUCCUUUCAGAAAAUCCUACAUGGGUACCCAUACCAAAUAUGUCAUUGAAAUAACCUUUCAAGAACAGUCUGUAGAAAACAGUGAGUCCA
This is a messenger RNA of Dromiciops gliroides (monito del monte), 3905 nucleotides long. Its product is annotated as zinc finger protein 883-like. Lineage: Eukaryota; Metazoa; Chordata; Mammalia; Microbiotheria; Microbiotheriidae. Gene Ontology annotation, biological process: regulation of DNA-templated transcription. The transcript has 5 exons. Gene Ontology annotation, molecular function: RNA polymerase II cis-regulatory region sequence-specific DNA binding; DNA-binding transcription factor activity, RNA polymerase II-specific. Bases 213 to 2354 code for a protein of 713 amino acids. The record is from RefSeq and is a predicted model, not a curated record.